Ustilaginoidea virens is the source of this 1359-nucleotide messenger RNA. RefSeq lists its product as uncharacterized. The record is from RefSeq and is a predicted model, not a curated record. Lineage: Eukaryota; Fungi; Ascomycota; Sordariomycetes; Hypocreales; Clavicipitaceae. The transcript has 2 exons. Bases 1 to 1359 code for a protein of 452 amino acids.
AUGAUCUUACCUAUAUAUAGGCGCUCUACCAUCACAUAUGCUAGCUUGGCUCAAUCAAGCCCUCCGUCAUAUGUAUCACAUCGUGCUCCUCACAAUCUCCAGGCAAAGCUACGCACGCUUUCCCUGAAAAUAGCGUUCCGCGAGUUGGAACUUCCAAUGGGGCAAGAUUUCCAACUCGUUGCCCCUCGCGCCAAGCUGGCUUUGCCCUGGCGAGGCAAUCUGGGAGAGAUUCUUUUCGAUGGGUCGGCAGCGAGGGAGCUCGUAUAUCUCCUAGCGGUCCCUGUUCCGCCGCAGAGGCCUCCUGAGGCUACAUUAUCCGCUCCAGCGCAGACUCGGAACGAGUUUGCUGCCCAAAGAACGGCCAUUGACGUAGUCCAGGAUUUGCGAGAAACUACGCGCUUAAAGCGCAAAGCUAACGACCAAGUGUUCGUUGACUCGCCCAGCUGCAAGCAGGCAAAGACCAAAGACGGCGGCGAUGGUACCACGACCAUGGGCAACCCAGUCACCCUCUCUGAUCUUCCCAGCGAGGUCCAUCGGCUCAUAUUUGCCCAGCUCGAAGACGUCGUGGACGCCAUCAGCCUCGGGGCCACGAAUUGGUACUUCUGGACUUUUGGUCGAGAACGCAUAUAUCAAUAUGCCAUGUCGUUCUUUGGGAGAUGGGCCGGUCAUAACAUCGUCUGCGUGGGAGAAGAUGUCGAACCGGACGAUUACCCUCCCGGCUUGUUCUCUGCGGAAGAGCAAGACGAAUUCCGUCAAAGGAUGGGACCUGAAGGGGACCCGGACGACUCCUGGCCCAAUGAUUUCUCUGACCAGCCAUUCACGCUUCACCACUUUACCCAUCCUAGUGUUUCCAAGAUGGAAGAGGUCUCGAAUCUGUAUGGAAAAUUUACGAUGCUGAGGGGGGAGCUCUCGCUAUACCGAGACGCCAUAAAAGAUGCUUCUUACUCUGCCAUUAUAGGCUCGGAUUUGUGGGCUGCAGGGAAUGAGAAGGCCUACUUGCCAGAAGACCAGCAAUGGAUUCUGCGAAAUUUGACAACAAGGCAGCUCGUCCGUUCCGAAGCUAUUGCGCUAAAGCCAGAAUUCAUUCGUGGCCCCUUCGUUCGCGGGUUAGGUUUUGCUGAAGUCCUUCUGACGCGCAUCUGCUGGUCAACAUCUGAUUACGUUGGCAUGGUUGACACGACCCGAAUCUCGAGGGGAGUAUGGGCCGGGCACUGCUUUGACAUAACUACGCGUACUAGACAUGAAGACGAGGUGAAGUUGGAUGGAGAAAGAUGGGAUGACGUGAGCGACGAAGUUGCGCAAGAGAUGAUGGGCAUCUGGGGGAGCCAAGACGACCCAAAUUGGCGCGAGAACCUGUAG